AUGGUGAGUACGUGGGAUGGAAAGGAAACCAACGGACUAAUUCAAGAUCUCCUACCUGCCAAUGCAGUUGAUGAAAACACCGUGUUAAUAUUGGCAAAUGCACCCUAUUUCAAAGGAUCUUGGGAGGAACAUCAAUUUGAACCAUCACUAACUAAGAUGUCAAAGUUCGAUCUCCUUGACGGAAAAGAAUCCGUACACGUUCCAUUCAUGUCAUCGAGGAAGGAACAAUAUAUACGUUGUCAUGAUAAACUGAAACUCCCUUACAAAAGGGAUGAGGAAAUCCUUCCAUCUUUUUCCAUGUACAUAAUUUUACCUGAGCAACGCAAUGGGCUCGGAGAACUUAUAGAAAAGGUGAGCUCUGAUCCUGCUGCCUUUCUGGAACAGUAUGUCCCAGUUUCUCAUCCAUUGGUUCCAACAGGAGAAUCCAAGAUUCCCAAGUUCAAAAUUUGUUUUGAUUUUAAAGCAAAACGUGUUCUACAGAAAGUAGGACUAGUUUUGCUUUUUAAUGCAUCUAACGCGGAGCUGACUGAGAUGGUGAACCUUGAUCUUGAGAAUAAGCUUAAUGUCGAUGAGGUUUAUCACAAGUGUUUUGUUGAAAUUGAUGAAGUUGGAACCGAAGCUUCUGCUUGCACAGCUUCUGUUUUGAUGGUAGAGGGGCGUCGUGCCAGGCGGGUCACUCCUCCCCCUCCAGUUGAUUUCGUAGCGGAUCAUCCAUUCAUGUUUCUGAUCCGAGAGGGGCUAAGUGGUGCAGUGUUGUUCCUGGGGCAUGUCCUUAAUCCUUCAUCAAACUAG
Papaver somniferum (opium poppy) is the source of this 792-nucleotide messenger RNA. Its product is annotated as serpin-ZX-like. The record is from RefSeq and is a predicted model, not a curated record. The transcript has a single exon. Gene Ontology annotation, molecular function: serine-type endopeptidase inhibitor activity. Bases 1 to 792 code for a protein of 263 amino acids. NCBI's taxonomy places the organism in Eukaryota, Viridiplantae, Streptophyta, Magnoliopsida, Ranunculales, Papaveraceae.